Lobosporangium transversale is the source of this 3884-nucleotide messenger RNA. RefSeq lists its product as hypothetical. The record is from RefSeq and is a predicted model, not a curated record. The coding region runs from base 149 to 3667 and encodes 1172 amino acids. The transcript is spliced from 4 exons. Lineage: Eukaryota; Fungi; Mortierellomycota; Mortierellomycetes; Mortierellales; Mortierellaceae.
UGAAGUUCGAGAGGCCCAGUAAGCAACCUUAUAUUCAGUGUUCGUGGCAUUCAAGGCUCUCCAAGGAGACUUUGACCUCUUGAGUUCCCCUCCGCCUUUGUCUUCUUUCUUACCUUGCUCUGCGUCUUUUGCCAACGUAGUAAAAAAUAUGUCUCUAAAUGCCCACGAUAUCACGCCUCUGAUUGCUCCACCUCGUCGUCCCUCUAUGAAUUACAAUGACUGCGUCUGCAAUAUCACAAAAGUCAUCAACCGGACACAAAAACCGCCGACUACCUCGACAUCUACGUCCUCUGCUACCAACGUCAACAAUAUUGAACUACCACCAACGAGUACUCCAUUAUCAGCAGGUCCCCGGCGGAAAGCUAUAUCAAACAUCUCCAUCAUGCCUAGGCACAUCCCAAAGGUAUCCCCAAAUACGAAACCGCCUUAUGAGACGCCACCGAAAAACGACAAUACAGUUAGAGCGAGAAACCAUGACCGUGACAUAAACCCCGUUUUUGACGAUUCGUACAGCAACUCAGGCCAAGGGGAUAGGUACACACACCAACAACAGUGGCAAGAACUCCAUAGCCAUGAUCCUAAUCAGGACUACAUAUACAGCAAAGAUUGUCUCAAAAGAAGGGCCAGUUUGAAUAGCCCUACACGCGUUUCUGCGAUGUCUUCCUGCUCUAAUUCAAUCCAUCACCGUGAAACUAUGAGUAACAUGUUAUAUCCUUUGGUGAGCACUAAAAGGGGCCCAUUCGUUAUGAGCAAUGAUAUGGGCCAUAGAUCAGUGGCGAGCCCUAUCUACAACAUGAUCGACAACAUCACUCCUGCUGAAGGACUCCCAAAUCAGCGACUGAAUACCAAAAGUGGAAAUGUUGAUCAAAAAUUCGGAGAACUUUUGAACGUUAGCAGUUCUUUUGUUGGGAGCAAAAAACGAGGCAGUGACACUUGUAUCGGAACUGAGGAAUCACUCCUGCUUUCGCCUCCAUCGACUUCACUGCUUUCCAUGAAAAGAGAGGGGGGUAAUUCAGGUUCAUUCUUCGGAAAGAAUUGCUAUUAUGGAACGUCGCCUAGUACAUCCAAGAUAUCCCUUCUUUCAAAAGUGUUUGGUAAUCAGAAUCAGCAACAGGGCAGGUACGGCGACGACGCUUCCAAGAGAAGCGUCCCUUGGGCCAAUAAUAUAGGUGCAAGUAAGAUCCUCGCAUGGGAGAUGCACAAGAGCGUCCCAUCAUCAGGUUAUGAGAACGAAUCCUUUGCGCUAUGGAUCCGACCCAACACUCAGUCACGUACUGUAAUUAGUGGCGCCGAUGUGGAAAAAGCGGAAAGCGCAGCUGCAAACAGGAAUGGUAAAGAUGAAGCGGCGACUAGUAGAGAUGACGAAAGGCAGAAAAAGUAUUGUCCAGAGCUCGAGGACAUGAAGGUCUUAGAAGAAGUGCUUGAUUUUGCAAUCAUUAUAUUGAUGCGCGCGUCGGCCAGCCUAUACCCAUUUAUAUCGAGCGCCUAUCCUGAGUCAAUACCUUUGAACAUCCGUUGGAAAUUGCUUCAAUAUGAGGAUCGAGGGUGGAGAUAUUAUAACGUUAGGACGCUCAAAGAGUACCAAGAUUAUGUGAUGGUAGAUAUCGGCUUUGCUAUCCAGGCCAUGAUUGAAAUAUAUGAUCAGCAGGAGCGGCCAUACAAUCAUCCUGACAACAUUUACCGUGACGCAAAACUUUCCCAACGACCUAUCCCUGUUUUUCUUCCUCCAGAUCGGACACGCUUGAGCAAGUUAAUGAGUAACAAUGGUGCUAACAAAGGGAGAAGCAACGGCAAUAGCCAUAUUCCAGCUACAUGUUCUUCUCCUAGCACAUUGAUACCGCCCUCCGUGAUAGCUUCGACAUCACUCAAAAAGCAUCGUCGACACUCAUCCGUUCCAGUGAGCAAACUAACUAUUUCGGGCAUGCUCACAUCCAUCAAACAGAGCCUACCUUCGCCCAUGUCACUUCACUCUCCACUGCAAGACGGAAGAAGCGGCUUCAAUGAGUACAAUAAUUCAUUUUAUUCGUCAUACCCAGAUGGCACUCCUUUUGCACCUAGUUUACCUGCACGGUCAGCACUAAUGUCUUAUACUCAAGCCGAACCAACGGAACACUCAUAUUAUUACAGCCAUAGUGGUGCUGGUACCCCUAUUACCGCCACCGGAGGGAGUUUCCUUCCUCAAUCUAUUCAAUCCAUCAUUAGUUCGUUCCGAGGUGGCUCUGUCAAUGGAAGCUCCUCGUUAUCUUUGGCUUACGGCUCCAAUGCAAACAUAACUAUCCACAGUCCAAAAACGCAACCCAUAAUGCCCUCCAAGCAGGAAGAGAAGCGCCAGCAGAUGGAAUAUCGUUGGCGAGUUGAUAUAAUGCGUCGAAAGGCCCACUUACGUGCCUGGGCAUGUCGCUGUUUCCUUGAUUUGUACGACUAUUCUCUAAUUGCUUCAUAUGGAUUGCUGGAAGAGGAGUUUAAAGACUUGUAUCGUAUUAUCAGCGCAAUUGUUGAAGUGGAUGCGAAUGAAAAAUCGCAUGAAGUCUUGGAAGCAACAAUAUCGCAGGCUCGUGAACAAGAGAAGGAACCAUUCAAACUUCGAUACAGCCAAUACAAGACUAAGGCCCCUACAGGAAAAGAGAUUCGAGAAGCAAAUAAGGAGGCCAUCAGGCGAUUUGAGAUGGAGUAUGCUGAUCAAGCGCUUAGAGACCGCAUGGAAUACCCUAUACGAUCAGUAACUGAUAAUGAUGAUGAUAGUUCGAAAUUGGACAAUUGUAUCACCUGGCUUCGCCGCCCUCUCAUAUCCUAUAAACACCCUCAUGAGCCACAAAACAGUAACGGCGAUGGAUGCUCAUCUUCUUGUUUACCAGGCUUUACCUCUGCUGGUGGUAGUGCUGAAGGCGAUGGCGCAUAUGACUGUAUGGAGCUCUAUGGCCUCCAAAACCAUACAAUUUGGGAGCCACUCCUCGAUCGCCUUACCAAGUUUGACACUACCCAUCAUGAGCUUGACGCCCGCAAUAUCUUCCAGUUUCUCCGUCGCAUGUCCCUUUAUUCACCUGGAGUUGCGGACGAGCGUAACCUGCUUUCAGAUGAAUCCCGCGAGGAGAUGUUGGCGGUUUUAUGGGCAAUUGAGAAAUGUGUACAAGAGAGACCUGACUACCAGCAAUCGCCCACUUGGUUCCGGCUUUCGUCGAGCGCCAGCGCUGUUCAGGCUAUUUGUGAUGCAGGGGGUGUAAUACCAUAUCUGAAGGGGUUAAAGGAAAAAGACAUACAAGGACGUGAUCCUAUAUUGCUUGUUAACCCAGUGACGCUGACGGGCUACUUCAAACGGCUGCUAAAGGAAGGUGGGGGUUUAUUACUGAAGGAGACUACAGUGUUAUUCGUGGAGCUGGCGAGACCUGCAACAGACAACGGUGACUUUUGGAACCUAGAAAAACUAAGUAGAAUUGAUCGCGCACUUCUUUAUCGCGUAAUCUGUCUGGAUCAGAAUCGUGGACAAGUUUUCUUGCGAAUUUCGCGAGUAAUGGACCAGAUCCUUGAGUCUUCACCAAAGGACAUGGAGCUAGAUGCGUUUGCACUGUCCAAAAUGGUGCAAGUUGUGGAGCUAAGUGGUGUUCUUGACUUGAAAGCCCUUAGACGCUGGAAUGGCGCAUGGUCAGCCAUUAUUCUGGGAUACAUGUAGUUGCCACACAAUAAAAGUGCUGGCAACAAACUCUCAAGGAGUGUCAAUGAAAAUUAUUCGUGUUCACAAGAAUUAUUUGAAAUGAAUCGCUCGUUGCAUAUAACCUCUCUCAGUUUUAAUUUGUCUGCCAUCAAGACACUAUCCUAAUUGUAUCAACCUCUUUAUCGACGAAUUAAUUAAAUAUACUACUUUAUGUUGAAUAAAUGAAGCUGUUACC